AAGCUCAAACUGCAUCUUACAAAAAGCCACGUGUCAUCAUUGUUUACGAAACCUCUUGCGUCGUCUCGUCGCUGCCAGGAAACUCUCCGUCUAUUACUCGGCCGGCGGAACCAGGACACGGCCACACGCGUAGAAAUACUGAGACGAGUCUCCUUUUGUCUUUUCCCUGACGAAAAGCACACAAACAAUUCAACCUCUCUCCCGCGGCAUCUCAAUCUCGAUUCCUGUCCGUAAAAAGCGACUAUCAAUAAAAGGAACAAAAGAGAAGAAAUUCGAUAAGUUUCUUUAUAACAGGCGAAUCUGAUUUUUUUUUUUUUUAUUGGUGUGGGCUUUGUCAAGUUGCCACUGAAGAUCUGAGAUAAUGGAAUUUAUCGACGACAUCUGGUUAUUAUAGUUAUUGGUGCUUUUAGGGUUCGUCAGAUUUGAACUUUGAAGCACGCCAAAGAGGAAGGAGAGCAACGUUGAAUGGCUGCAGAGUACCAAUGCUGCGAAACGGGGUUCUUUGUUCACAUAUUGGUGAUACUUUUGCUGGUUUUGUUCGCUGGGCUGAUGUCCGGACUCACUUUGGGCCUCAUGUCCAUGAGCCUCGUUGAUCUUGAAGUUCUUGCUAAGUCUGGUACUCCCAAGGAUCGCAAGCACGCGGCAAAAAUCUUGCCAGUUGUCAAGAAACAGCAUUUAUUGCUCUGCACCCUACUUAUUUACAACGCUGCUGCUAUGGAGGCGCUCCCUAUUUUUCUUGAUGGUUUGGUUUCAGCUUGGGGUGCUAUACUCAUUUCAGUGACUUUGAUACUUCUGUUUGGUGAGAUUAUACCACAAUCAGUUUGUUCUCGACAUGGUUUGGCAAUUGGCGCAGCGGUGGCUCCAGUUGUUCGUGUGCUUGUGUGGGUCUGUUACCCGGUUGCAUUUCCCAUAAGCAAGCUCCUAGACUUUUUGUUAGGUGAAGGACAUGUGGCUCUUUUCCGUAGAGCUGAAUUGAAAACACUAGUCAAUUUGCAUGGUAAUGAGGCUGGGAAAGGUGGGGAGCUCACACAUGAUGAGACAACAAUCAUUGCAGGAGCACUUGAGCUCACAGAGAAAACAGCUAGGGAUGCCAUGACCCCUAUAUCUGAUACUUUUGCCAUCGAUAUUAAUGCCAAAUUAGACAAGGAUCUCAUGAAGUUGAUCUUGGAGAAAGGGCAUAGCAGAGUGCCAGUAUACUAUGAGCAAUCUACAAACAUAAUUGGGCUUAUUCUGGUAAAGAAUCUAUUGACCAUUAAUCCUGCAGAUGAAUUGCCUGUUAAGACUGUUACUAUUCGCAGGAUUCCUAGAGUUCCAGAGGACAUGCCUCUAUAUGAUAUCUUGAAUGAGUUUCAGAAAGGUCACAGCCAUAUGGCUAUUGUCAUGAGAAAACAUGAGAACACAGUCGGGCAGCAAGUCAGCAAGUCUCCAGUCGAUGAUAGAGUGCAAGAUGUAAGGGUGGACAUCGAUGGUGAAAGGCAACCCCAAGAGAAAAGCUUAAAAAGCAAGAGGUCUCUCCAGAAGAGGAAGAGUUUUCCUAACAGCACAAACAAUUCAAAUCGGGGUACUCCAAGGAGCAAGAGGUGGCAGAAGGAUAUCUACUCGGAAGUCUUGCAGAUUGAUGACAACCCUCUACCAAAGCUCAAUGAGGAAGAGGAAGCCAUUGGAAUAAUAACAAUGGAAGAUGUCAUUGAAGAGCUCUUACAGGAGGAAAUCUAUGAUGAGACAGAUCAUCACGGUGAAGACUUAUAGCACGUAUACAAAAGCUACAUGCUAGACAUUUUACAUUAAAAAGUUGAACGGCUUUUGUUCCAUGGGUAAUGGGGAUAGCUGCAAGAGUAAGGAGAAGUUCUAAGCUAGUGAAAUGUUUGUAAUUGUAGAUGACCACAGGCUUGUAAUGUAAUGAUAUCAUAGUGAUGGGAAAGAAAAUUAUGUAUAUGAUUUGUUGAUUUGUUAUAUAUUUUGGGUCUGGAAAUUAGGGCAAAAACAUGAAUGAUAUUAUAGGGGAAGAGGGUAGGAUUUUCCCUCCCUACAAAGAUGUCAUAAUCCUUAUGAAAAGGGGCUAAAAUAAGAACCAUCCUUUCGAUUGUAUUGUA
This is a messenger RNA of Nelumbo nucifera (sacred lotus), 2093 nucleotides long. Lineage: Eukaryota; Viridiplantae; Streptophyta; Magnoliopsida; Proteales; Nelumbonaceae. The record is from RefSeq and is a predicted model, not a curated record.